Messenger RNA from Manduca sexta (tobacco hornworm), 2271 nucleotides. Its product is annotated as respirasome Complex Assembly Factor 1. Bases 122 to 505 code for a protein of 127 amino acids. The transcript has 4 exons. The record is from RefSeq and is a predicted model, not a curated record. Gene Ontology annotation, biological process: mitochondrial respirasome assembly. Lineage: Eukaryota; Metazoa; Arthropoda; Insecta; Lepidoptera; Sphingidae.
AAAAAAUAACCUGAAGGAAACGAAUGUCACAGUGACGUGUACGAUUUUUUUAUGAUAAAAAAGUUAUUGAUUCCAUUUAUUUUUAUGAAUUAAAACGUAGUAUUUUGUUAUAUUAAAAAUAAUGGCAACUAAAAAUAAAUCUAUAGACAGUACCAAUAAGGGUAAAUUGACUGAAUCUGUGUGGAAAAAAGCAUUUACAGCGAACACAGAAUGGCCAGACAAGGAGGAGUUCCUGGACGUGAUAUAUUGGAUGCGGCAAGCGAUAGGCAUUGUUUUGGGUCUGUGUUGGGGACUGCUGCCUUUGAAAGGAUUCUUGGGUUUGUUACUAUUUGUGGUUGUGAAUGCAGCGGUGAUAUACUUCUACGUAAACAAUUUCCAGAAUGUGGAUGAAGAAGAGUAUGGUGGCAUGUGGGAAAUUACCAAAGAAGGAUUUGUCACUUCUUUUGCUGGAUUCUUGGUAACAUGGAUAAUAGUGUACACAGGGCUGCAUGGAGACACAUUAUGAAAAACAAUGUGACAAUUGGAACAGUGACUAAACAAGUCCUAGUACAAAGUGAGGUACAUAUGUGUGUAGGAUGUGUGCUGUGGACUUAUUGUUUAAGUGUGUUUUAAGUUACAGAUAGGAGUUUCAAGGAAUGUUUACGAAUCAAUAUCUCACGGUUACAACUCACAUAUGAAAUGUAUUAAAAGCACUUUACAUUUAUUGGUGUGGUAUAGGCAUCAAUCCAAAGUAUGAAAUACACUGUGUAUGUUAUUGUGUUAUUCUGGAAUCUAGAUGUCUGAGAAAAUAUUCUUUACUCAAGGCACUACUUCACAACAUGUUGUGUCGGAUGAAUGCUUAUACCACACAAAUGCAGAUUGUAAAUGAACUUACAGUUAUUUAUUGAGUAAUUUUAUUAAUCAUUAAAUUGAAAGAGUAUGAUUUGAGAGAUUUCUUGUUACCAUGGUAAAUGAGUAAAAAAUUCUUUGGUCCAUGCUAAAUCCAACAUUUUAAACAUCUGAACUUAUCGCAAUAGAUAUGGCUAAGCCUUGUAAAUGAUAACAAUAUUCGUUACGUUAUUUUGAAUCUGGUGCAUGAACAUUAAUUGAAUAGGCAAAAUUUGGAUGAUUGUCCGAGAUAGAAGUGCUUGAGUCAUUGCCGUAUGCUUCAUAGUUAUAGGAAAAUUCUGUCAGGUCAAUGUUGCUUUUAAGUAUAGGGUGAACAGAUGCGAAUAAUUUUGACAAGCAUUUCUGAUGUCUGAUGUAAUGGUUAAAAGCUUAAUAUGAUAUUUUUUCAAGAAAGAUUCAUGUUAAUUGAGUAAACUUUUGGAUUUAACACUCAGGGCCACUUGCACAUUCUACAUCAUUUCAAAACCCAGCCUUGGUCUUGUUGGCAACAAAAUUUUAUGUUACUCAUUAAACGAAAAAUGAGUUUUAAAGAUUUCAUCUUUGAGGAUAUAUAAAAGCGCCAAUAAUGGAAGCAGAGCAAAUCACAAUGGUGCUUUGCUCUGCAUAAUGAUGCAAAAUGAUAAUCCAAUACCCUUUAUUCUACAUUGCAUUAAAUUUUAUUUAUUUUUAUAAGUAAGCAGAUAACAGAUUUAUCUUAGAUUGUUAAAAUAUUGAGUUAUACAAUUAUGGCGAGACAAUUUAUAAAAAUUUGCCCAGCUCUAAAAAUGAGAUAUCUUAAGUAAAGUUUGUUUUAGCUUGUGUUUUCAAAGGUGUGUGCGAACAUGUAAAUAUAUUCCUGUUUGUAUAUUCAAAUGUAUUUAGUUCAAUGAGUGUCAAGUUUUGCAUUUCAACUUUAUUAUAAGUAAAGUAUGUUUGUUAAGUUUUAUUGUUUCCUCUGAGGAAUGUACUAUGAUGAUGUAGUCCUGUUUUCUUAUAACAAAACUUUUAAUUUUCAAGUAUCAAGGAUGUUUUGGUUACUCAAAAAUAUUUAUAGUGUAUAAAAAUUGGCUGAAAUAAAAUUGUUUAUUAAAAAGUUCUUUGCUUGAAAAUGACACAGAUAUCAAUUACGCAGAUACUAUAUGUACGUAUGGAGAUUUACUCUGCAGUAAUCUAGAUCAUUCAAUUAAAUAAGGACUAAUUGUUGAACUUUUUAAAUUGACUAGAAUAUCAUAUAUUUGAACUAAAGUUGGAGCAAAUCUGCGACCUUAUAUUCACUUCAAGACUAUGUUUUCAAUCAAUAUAAUGUAAUCAUUUUCAAUGUUAUUUGUUUAUGAAUUUGCAGUUAAAUUAUUAUUUUGAUCAAAUAUUAUGAUGGUUGGUUUAAUAAAGUUUUUAUAACUUUCA